UGCUCACUGUUCAACUCUAAUACUGCAACAUUACCGGCCAUCUAAUUUAUACUUCUAUGGAAAUGUAGCAUGACUGCUCUCAUGCUGGCAUUGCACACUCUCAGACAUCCCGCGUAGCAUGUCUGCCAGCAAGCGGCGCAAGGUAGACCAAGAGGCUACACAACCUGCGGUCAGCGCCCUCACCGCGCUCUCUGCCAGACGACGACUAGCCGAAGGCAAUGCGCUCGGCGACGCCACCAGUGCGCCUGCGUCCCCUGAGCCACGAGCUCUGCCGUCCAACUCCAAUGCCUUCAGCGUGUUGCAGGGCUUGAGCAGGCAGGGCGACUCCCCUUCUGUGGCAGCGAGACAGCCAGAGAGCCCAGGCAAGCCCCAGCGCAACAAGGCUCGCCAUCUGAAGAGCGAGGACUCCACUGGUUCCUCGACGCCAAGAUCGGUGCAGCUGUCGUCCUUCCGUCCAUCCAAGAACAACUGCCGCAGACAUGCCAAUGGCAUCACGGAGCUCCGGCUGAAAGAAAGCGAGCGCUUUCUUGUCCUCGGAAGCUUUGGGAUCAGAGUACUCGAAGGAGAGGUCACCGUAGCUGGGACUACUCUGCGGGCUGAUGGCGAGACACAUUGGUUGCACGCGCCAUACUGCCAUGCGAUUCCAGUGUUGAGGACUCGUCCGCAGACCAGGCUGGAGAUUCACAUGGAUCCGUGCGCUCCGGCUCUACGUCAGCUAGGUCGUCUCUCUCCAUUGUUUAGGAAUCUCUGGAACGAGCCUGUCAGCUUGUCUUUCGACAUUCUAUACACCUCGGAAGACGCCCCUAGGAAGAGUGUGAUCCAGGAGCUCAAGUCACCUCCGGAGUGGAACAAAGAGCUAGACAACCUACUAGCCCCUGGAACGAACAACACUGCUUUGACUGCUCUCGUGUGCGGGCCAAAAAGCGCCGGCAAGUCGACGUUCUCGAAAAUCCUGGCGAACCGACUCAUUACUCGGAGUGGUGACAAGGGCCUCCUUGACAAAGGGGUGGCUUUGCUGGACCUCGACCCAGGUCAGUCCGAGUAUGCACUCCCUGGGACAAUCUCCCUUGUGCACGUCAAGGAGCCAAACCUCAGUGCCUCCUUUACGCACCCGAGCUUUUCCAAUGCGGCGUCACAGAUCGUGCGCUGCCACACUAUUGCGUCUGUAUCGCCAGCAUCAGACCCGGAUCUCUAUCGCGCCGCUACCUUUGAUCUGUACGCAACGUACGCCGCCUCUCUCAAAGGUGUGCCGCUCAUAAUCAACACCCCAGGAUGGAUACUCGGCACUGGUCUCGAGUUGUUGGAGGAUAUUAUCCGGCACACGACCCCUGACGAGGUCAUUUACAUGUCGGAACUUGGCCCUGCGGACACGGUCGACUCCUUGCGAGCUGCGACAGCCAAGAACUUUAGGACAUUGCCAUCUCAGCCGUCGGAAUUCACAGCGCGCACUGGCGCCCAUCUGCGGGCCAUGCAAACAAUGUCGUAUUUUCACCUGAAGCCUACGCCUGACUCGGGCAGACUCGGCUGGAAUCCGUCGCCUCUGAGCCAACACCCACCGCUCGAACUUCGCUACGCCGGGCCCAAGGCCGGUAUCAAGGGGGUCCUCUGCUACAACUACGAGCCACCGGCCGAUCUGCUCGCGAGCUCCAUCAAUGGCAUGGUGCUUGCCGUGGUGGUGAUCGAAGACCGCAAGGCCUACGGUGAACUAGUGAACUCGGCUUCUGCAGACAUCGCCAUCUCCGAGUCCCCCGAGGGUAUCCCCUUCAUCCAGAACCAGGACGAUGCAAGUCUCAAUCCUCGCUACUCAAAGACGAUUGGACUCGUGCUGGUGCGUGGCAUCGACCCGGCAAGGAAGGUCCUACAGCUCUUGACGCCCAUGUCACUCGACCAGAUAGACACCGCCAUGGGCCUGAAACAGGAUCUUGUUCUUGUUCAUGGCAAAUUCGACGCCCCGAGCUGGGCCUACACAGAAGAUCUCUACUACCAGUCCGGGGACGACGAUGCGACUACGCACCUGCAGAUUGAAGACCAGGACACAGACGACGAUGUCUCGGACAAGGAGCCAGAGGAUGUGACAGAGGCGACUGAUGUAGGCCAGGUGCCGUGGGUUGAAGUCCUCAGGGGUCACGAGAAGAGACCAGUCGGUUCCAAAGUCUGGCGUGUGAGGAGGGAUCUCGGUCGUCAAAAUGGCGAGUAGACAAUCUCUCAAUGCAGCCAUUCACUCAAUCA
Emericellopsis atlantica is the source of this 2229-nucleotide messenger RNA. RefSeq lists its product as uncharacterized. Gene Ontology annotation, biological process: cleavage in ITS2 between 5.8S rRNA and LSU-rRNA of tricistronic rRNA transcript (SSU-rRNA, 5.8S rRNA, LSU-rRNA). The record is from RefSeq and is a predicted model, not a curated record. The transcript has 5 exons. NCBI's taxonomy places the organism in Eukaryota, Fungi, Ascomycota, Sordariomycetes, Hypocreales, Bionectriaceae. Gene Ontology annotation, cellular component: nucleus. Gene Ontology annotation, molecular function: polynucleotide 5'-hydroxyl-kinase activity. The coding region runs from base 119 to 2197 and encodes 692 amino acids.